This is a messenger RNA of Lathyrus sativus (Indian pea), 1488 nucleotides long. The record is from the annotation of a GenBank genome assembly. NCBI's taxonomy places the organism in Eukaryota, Viridiplantae, Streptophyta, Magnoliopsida, Fabales, Fabaceae.
AUGGCUACAUUUCUAACUCUUCACCCUUACAAUCCUUUCAACUUUCUUCCAAAUUCUUCAUCUAAAUAUUCUUUUCAUUCUUCCUUUUCCAAACGAACCACCUUCACCGUGCUUUCUACUCAUUCAAAUCCUAAUAUUAUCAAAACCAACAGAAGAUCAAACUAUGGCAAAACCCUCUCACUGCACGAGUAUGAUGAAGAACUCUUCGAGAUUGAUGAUGAUGAUGAUGACGACGAUGAUGAUGACGAUGAAGAAGAAGAAGAAGAAGAAGAAGAUGAUGAUGAUGAUGAUUUCUUUUCUGAUGAGGAAUUUACUGAGUCUGCUGAUUUUGAUGCUAAAGACAAGAGAUCGAAAUCUAAGACACGUGCAGUUAGACAUCAGGAAAAUGGAGGGGACGUGAAAUCUCUUAAGAAUGGAAAAAGUAGUAAAUUGUCCAUAAGACAGAGAAAAGCAUCCUUACAACAAAAUUACAGUGAAAAGUUUGGUAGAAUUUCUUCUGUGGAAAGAUCUCGAGAUAUGUUUGAAGAGAUUGAUUUGGAUGUGAAAUUUUCACCACUUCUUGAUUACUUAAGAACGUUUGGAAUUAACAAUUCGGAAUUGGUUCAAAUUUAUGAGAAGCACGCGCCAUCAUUGCAAGUUAAUGUAUGUACUGCACAGGAAAAGUUAGAUUACUUAAUGAGUCUUGGAGUUAAACAUAAAAAUAUAAGAAGAAUUCUUUUGCGGCAACCACAAAUUCUCGGGUAUGCGAUGGAGAACAAUUUGAAGACACAUGUAGCUUUCAUUAUGAGCUUGGGUGUACCUAGUUCCAAAUUAGGGCAAUUUAUUGCUGUUACUCCGUCCCUUUUUUCUUACAGUGUUGAGAGAUCCUUAAAACCAAGGGUGAGAUAUUUAAUUGAGGAAGUUGGCAUCAAUGAAAAAAUUUUGGGUAAAGUCAUUAAUCUGAGUCCUCAAAUUCUACUCCAGAGUAUUGACAUUUUAUGGAAUACUCGACUUAUGUUCUUUACCAAAGAGUUGGGUGCGUCAAGAGAGAGCAUUGUGAAGAUGGUAACGAAACACCCACAGCUUCUCCAUUACAGUAUUGAUGAUGGAUUACUUCCAAAAAUAAAAUUCCUAAGGAGCAUAGGAAUGAACAAUGCCGACAUCUUGAAAGUCUUGACUAGCCUUACGCAGGUGCUAUCGCUCUCCUUGGAGGCUAAUCUAAAGCCGAAGUAUUUGUAUUUGGUUAAUGAACUUCACAAUGAGGCGCGAUCUUUGACCAAAUACCCUACGUAUCUAAGCUUGUCUUUGGACAAGAGAAUUCGCCCUCGCCACAGGUUCUUGGUUUCGCUAAAGAAAGCUCCCAAAGGACCAUUUCCUCUACCAUCUCUACUUCCAACCGAUGAAGACUUUUGUCAAAAAUAUGCUAAAACUACCCUUGAUAAAUAUAUGGCAUUUUGUAAGAGAUUAUCGCUCCAAAAUCUAGCUGAGAAAUAUAACAGAAAAAUGUGA